Messenger RNA from Diatraea saccharalis (sugarcane borer), 868 nucleotides. The record is from the annotation of a GenBank genome assembly. NCBI's taxonomy places the organism in Eukaryota, Metazoa, Arthropoda, Insecta, Lepidoptera, Crambidae.
GUAUUAUAUCGAUCUAGAUCCUGAGUCUGAGAUGAAGGUGGUUGCGUUGUUGCUGUGUGUGGCUGGGUGCGCGUAUGGAGGCUCGGUGGCCUGGCCAGGUGGUCUUCUAGCGAGGCAACUGGUAAGGACUAUCCUACCGCCUCAGACCAAGACCGUCGCAUACUCUACUACACAAUACAUCAAUUCGUUGCCGGUUUCGUAUUCAGUUGGUUAUCAUCCCAAUUUUGCAUUCGGAGUACCGCAUCUAAGCAGUUUUGCACCUGUACAGCAAACUUACUACCCCGUGGCGGGAGGGUCUUAUAUCCCUGCGAGCAGUGUAUUCUAUCCUUCGCUGACUCCACUAGCUCCUGAAGUAGCAAUCGAGAGUCUGCCAAGUUACCCAGCAGGAAUUCCAGCCGGAGUACCAACUGGAAACCCAGGUGGACAGCCUAGUGGACCAGUAUCAAGUGCUCCGGAAAAUCCUGCAAGUGACGCGGAUACCGCCGUAGUAGAUUCCGCUGAAUACCCCCAACAACAACAACAGCAAGAUUCUCAACCUGCCACCGAGGCUCCAGCAUCGCAGCCUUCUACACCCCAAUCUUUACCGCCUAGUAAUUUUCCAAAUUUCCCUCAAAUUCCUCAAGGUUCUCCAACAUUCCCACAAAUCCCUCAAAUCCCCCAAGGUUCCCUGCCAAGUUUUCCUCAAUUUCCCCAAUUUCCUUCCAACCCCUUAUUUCCACAGUCUCCAAGUCCAUCUCCAUCUCCACCAUCGAGUUUUCCAGGUGCCCCAAGUAGUGACCAAGGGUUAAACGAUGAAGAUACAAUAUCUGUCGAGUCAGCAUAAGUUAAAACUAAGAGCGUAUAUUAAUUAUAUUUUCAAUUAAAUUAG